Microthlaspi erraticum is the source of this 795-nucleotide messenger RNA. The record is from the annotation of a GenBank genome assembly. NCBI's taxonomy places the organism in Eukaryota, Viridiplantae, Streptophyta, Magnoliopsida, Brassicales, Brassicaceae.
AUGAGCUCAUCAGGACAGACCAACUUAGGAUCUUCCUGUUCCACGCAAGGAGGACAGAGUAGUACUCAGCCACCUCUGAGCCACUCGCCUUCGUUUCAAGUUCCUGAGUCGGAAAGUUCUGCUCGUGCAGCUCCUCGGGUGCAGGUCCUAACGGUGGAUCAGGUACUACUUCAGGAGGGUCGUCAUCUGUUAACACAGCUCCAUCCCCUCCUACAAGAUGAAGCAACUUGGUUUGGAAUAUCUAAUAAUGGCAUCACUAAGUGCAUCUUGAGGAUGUUGCAUUCGCUCCUCAAACACCCAUAUCCCACAUAUUCGAGUAUGCCAGCCGAUGAAAAAGAGAUGUGGUUCAGGACAUUUGCACAAGAGUUUAACUGGGACUCUGUUUACACAAGUCUUGUUCGUACAUGCUUCCACCAGGCAGCCGCUAGUUCUUUCACCCACAACAUGAACGAGUGGAAGGCAAAGUGGAAAAAGGGGAGCCAAAAGAAACCAAAGGGCAUGAACGCCUUUGUUUGGCAAGAAAUGCCGAAACAUUGGCUGUUACCAGAGACUGAAAAUGAUUCGCUCAUCCACUCAAAUAACCGGAUGAGCAAUCGAAAUGGUUUGGGGAUCUCGGUGCACAACUCUGGCGCUACUAGCACUAAGACCCGCCAAUUACAAAUGACCAAGGAAGCUGGUUGUGUGUGUCCAGAUUAUCUGACGCUUGUAGAAGACACACACACCAACAAGAAAACCGGAGAGAUUCAGGAUCCCGCCAUCAGAGAUAUCGUCGAGACAGUGAAGAAGAGAAAGUAA